Messenger RNA from Kockovaella imperatae, 3701 nucleotides. RefSeq lists its product as hypothetical. The coding region runs from base 350 to 3340 and encodes 996 amino acids. NCBI's taxonomy places the organism in Eukaryota, Fungi, Basidiomycota, Tremellomycetes, Tremellales, Cuniculitremaceae. The transcript is spliced from 15 exons. The record is from RefSeq and is a predicted model, not a curated record.
AUUAUCGCCACCGCCACACCGUCCCGUCUCGGGGGGGCCAAUUUUCUUUGGCUGGAAACAUGCCGUACCCUGUCCAUCAGCGGCGUCAAUUAGUCUUGUCCGGGGUAUCAUAUCAUGCAUAUGGCCUGAGAUCUGGAGGGUCCUCAGAGGAACGAGUAUUUUGAAGAAAAUGGGCCGGCGCCGGAAGAUCUCAAUGACAAACGCCAAAUGAUUCCACCUCUGGAAUCUCGGGCUCAAAUUCUCUCACAUACAUGACGCUUUGGACGAGCAUGGAGGGGGAAAUUGAACAGAUCGUGAUCUUCGUCUUUGAAAACCUGUUUUUGAACUCUCACUCACACACAAGAAAACAAUGGCAUCUGAGAAGAACGAUCACGGCGCUAGAGGUGGUGGUGGUACUAGAGCCAGAUUUCGACCGCCCAAAUGGUUUAUCAAAAGUAUCAAGAGACGGCAGACUUGGAAAACGUUCUUGAGAUGUAUGAUCACAUUGUUCGGGACAGUCGUUCUCCUUGUAUGCCGAAAGACGCUCGAGAUCCAGGGCAGGUCCGCCUACUUUGCCAUGAUGUUGUCGAUCACCGUGCCUCCCUCUAUGGCUUUGGGAAUCUUCAUUAUGUCGUUCAUGACCCUCGCUCUGGGUAUGAUGACGGGUUGGGCCUGGGGAGCGGCAGCCAUGAUUUCUGCAUUCAGAGCCAGGGACAAGACGUUACUAGCGAGCCAACUUGAAAAAGCUCAUUUGAGUCUGGCACAGGCAAGAGAGAUCACCAACGAGGUACGAGAAGCUGCAUAUCAUGGGAAGUUUCUCGAUAUCCGGUCAACCGUCGUCUUUGCGGUCUUCUUCUUUGUCGGCGUCUACGGUCUCGCCUGGAUCAGAGCUACCAAGCCGAGAUUGAUGCUGUUCGCCUUUUUCGGCGUCAGUGUGUUGGAUGUACUCUGCCUCUAUGGUCCACUCUAUCCUACACCGGACUUCUUGCUGCCUAAGUUCCUCCUCAUCCCAGCUGCAUUCUACUUUGCAGUCGCGCUUAUCUCCUCCUUGAUCAUCUUCCCCGAAUCAUUGAACCACCAAAUUCUGGGAUCCAUCAUCGAUGACGCGCUCAAACCACUGGUCAAGGAAAUCAAGAUCCAAGGCGAUAUCUUGAACGGAGAUCCAAGGGAGUGGGAUCACAUACAUGGCAAAGCGGAAGAAGCAAGAAGUCUACGAAAGGAGAUGGUACAGGAUAUUGAGGCUUUGGAAGAUAAUCUAUCACUCUUGAAGAUUGAAUUCAGUCGAGGGCAGUUGAACGCGAAGGAUGUUAUUGCGAUACACGAUCAAGUCAAGCAGCUUUCCGGUGGAGCGCAUGUGCUCGCUGCAUUCAUUGUCCUCAUGGAACAAGAUUUUAAGAUCCGCGAAGAGGCGUCGAAUCUUGGCCCAGAGGGAGAGGGGCAAGCCGGGACCUCCCUCGCGGAUCUAUUCUCGACGCUCGCGUCUAGCUCUCAAGACCUUCGGGAUUCGCUUGAGAAGAGCCUGCUCGAGACCAUUGAUUGGCUAAACGGAGUCAACACGUAUCGCUGGAGUCGACUACCCGAUCGUAUAGCGCCGAGAGAUAGCCGCGAGGCGUCAAUUCAAGACCUCAGGCAACACCUCGCUGCUUUCCGCCAACGCGACCAAUUCGCCCCUCUUCAGGCCCUCCACAGACUGCCAGACAGCAGCAGUGAGACCAUGGAUCUCGAGUCCUCGAAGAACACGCUGGACAUGUUUCGCUGUGCGGCUUUCAGCACCUCACUCAUUGGAUUCACUGAGCAAGUCAUCGCCUUCCUACAGCUGUUGCUGGAUCUCGACCAAGCUACUCCUGGAGCCAAGGCUCACUACCCCGCUGCGAUGAGCGCACUGAUGUCUGAGAUGAUGAGCCACAAGGACGUUUCGAGCCCUUUUGCAAUGGGCAAAGAGCACAAGGAUAGUGAUGUACGGAGCGAGAUCACACUUGUCGGUGACCCGGACUCCAAAUUGUCCUCUGGUGAAGGGUCAGGCUUUACACGUCGAAGCGUGUUUGGCAUUCCUCGAGCCUGUGUGGUAUGGGUCGGUCGACGAAUCAUCUCACCUCAAGGCAUCUUUGCCUUGAAAUUUGCCAUCGUGAGCGUGGCAUUGUUCAUCCCAUUCGUCUGCAAGAGUUCGACCUAUUUCGUCUACUUCAACAAGGGAUUCUGGGCCGUCAUUCUCGCCCAACUGAGCCUCAGCGUUUACUCUGGCGAGCAAAUCUCAAAUUUCAUGACUCGAGUCUGUGGCACAGGUCUGGGCCUCGUCAACGGGAUCGUGAUAUGGUACAUUGGAGCUCCAGGUAGAGGUCGCGGCAAUCCAUAUGGAAUCGCGGCGGCUACGAUGGUCUUCACCGCUCCGGCGCUCUUUAACCGAUUGGUGGCGCCAGAAUCUCAGAUGCCACUUUGGCUCAUGAUCGCAUUGAUGAGCGUCUUCGUCGUCGGGUACUCCUGGGUCGACGAUCACCUACCGGUCAUUGCGAACGCUGGCGAUGGAGCAGAAUUGGCCGGUCGUCGUGCCCUCGGAGUCUUGAUCGGAUUGACAGCGGCAUUCAUCGUCAUGUUGUUCCCUAGACCUUUCUCCGCCAAGAAAAACACGACAUUGAGUUUGGCAAAAUGCAUCAGGAGUACUGGUGACAUUUACCGUUUGGUGGUACGGGCAGCUAAGGAGAAUGAUGAGAGUGUUGGACGGACCCGAGAGCAGGACGAGGUCCAGGAAGGAUUGGACGUGAUGAGAUCAAAAUUCGUCGCUGCCAUUACUCAAGUGAUCGAUGUGGAGGAGAAGAUCGACCACGCGUCCCUUGAACCACACUUCCGAGGCUCGUGGCCAAAGGACAGGAUCAGAGCAAUUCAUCAUGCAGAGAACAGUCUUCUGAACGCUGUACUCUUACUAGGAUCGACAUACCCGCGACUGGAUCCUGAAUGGGUUCACCGGCUCAACGAGACGAGAUUGAUGGAUCGAGACAGGCUCCAGGCGUGUCUGCGUGAAUUCGACCGAUUCGAGCACAGUCUCAUGUCGGAAACAAAGUUGGUGCUGGACCAUGACCACGACACCGCAGGCGUCAGCGAGGACUUGUCAAAGGGUAUCACCGCUGUCGAGCUCUGGAGCAGAGUUCGCUCGUCGGUUUUAUCGGAAGUGCGUGGCGCAUCGGACAAGCGUGAGGCAGGAAGGGAUACGACCUGGGACGAACAGAUGCCUGUUUACGCGGCCACUGUGAUCGCUCUGAUAUAUACUACUACAGGAAUCGCACACCUCAAGAAGGAGAUUGCGGCUUUGAAUGGGACUUCACGCCAGGAUGAGAUGACGAUUGCCAGAGCGGCACGUUCUGUAUGAUGAUGAUAGUGAUGGAAGAAGUCGAGGCAUUGUAUCUUCUCAUAUGACUUCCCUUGUAUCGAAAUACUUUGAAGACUGUGGAUCAGCCGCGAAGUCCAGUCAUAUGGUGAGGCAUCACUUCGUCCGAAACCCCGCGAGCGGGCUGUCGGGACGAAAUGCGCCGCCCGUCUCCUGCAUGAGAUCAUAUCGUUAUUCGGCACCGACAAGGGCCAUCAUGAGCAUGCUUGCUGCAUUUGCUAACCCUCCAGAUUUUUCACAACUUCGUCUGUGAACGUGAGAGCAUGAUGGCUCACGGCGGGGGGAGCAGCGUGAGAGUGAGAAGGGCUGCUUUUUGCUGUGCAGUCUCUUAUUACUAAUGGAG